UUAAAAAGAAAAAUCAAUUUUAAUAAAAUAAUUAUGUAAUAUUGUUAAUUUAUUAAGAAUAUAUAUGUAAUUAACAAUAUUAAGAACUAAUGUGGGCGCUAGAAAAUUAACUUAUCAAAAAAUAUUUUAGAGAUUUGAACAACUGUUUGUAAUUAAUUUAAUAGAAAACAAGUUUUUGGCCAACGUUAGAAACAAUUAAAAAGGAAAAAGGCACGUUCAAUGAAACAUUGAAACUCAUAGUUUAAGAAUCUCGCGUAUAAUGCAGGUGACUAAUAUAUUGGCAUUAAUCAAUUUGAUUCGAUCCACUUGAUUCGGGAUAUAUGUGAUAAUAAUCUAUAGAACUAUAAAAUAGUGGACAUUGAUGAAGGCACGACGUGUAUUACAGACUUUUCUUAUAAACCAAACUGAAAAGUGUUUUCUUCUAUUUGGAAAUCAAACGAGCUCUAAUCCGAGGGGAUGUCUCACGUCCAGCCUCUGCUUCUUCUCCUUGCAUCGCUCUUCUUUUUACCUUUUACGCGUGCCGUCGACUUCGUUUAUUGCAACAAUGUUGGAUACGAUUUCGGUACGGUCACCGCUCUGGAGGUUGAGCCUAGUGACCAGAUAUUUGAAAUCUCACUAUCGUUUUCGACAAGUAGUACAAUUAAAAGCCCCAGCCUUGCGGCAACUCUAGACGUGUCCCUUAUGUUUGAAAAUAUGAAUAUUCUUCAAUCCAGCUCCCUCAUCUGUAAUACUGGUGUAUGCCCACUUGAACCUAGCAAGGACUAUGUUAUAAAUACUUCCGUAAUUCGUCCUUCAAUCCCUCAGAAUCCCAAGUAUGCCAUAAGUUUGAAUGAUAGACUUGGAGACAUUGGAGAGCCCGAAAAACUCUGUGUCAUAUUCGAUUUGCCUACUUGAUGAGCUGACAUUCCUACAUUUAUCUCUGCUUAUUCAAGUUGGGUGAAAAUAGUGGCUGAAAAGUCUCUUCCGCUCCAUCAUCAGUGUCGGCUCAAUGUAUUUGUAUGCUCCAUGAAAGAUUUUAAAAGUUGUGCCAUUUAAAAUGCUUUUUUUUGUUAAUGCUGAUUGUCCUCUAAAUUACGUUUAAAUUUGGGAAUUUUAAAGUGAUGGUUUGUUUGCCUAUGCUCUGGACGGAACCUCUGUUAUGCAGUUUUCCUUCUUUGUGUUGUUCUAUGAAAAUAAAAGGAAACUUUAAUCUGUUAUAAAUCAUAUUGUGGAUGUCCAUAACCAGCCCGGUUCAUAACCGGCCCAAUGCUAGAGAGAGAAAGAGUCGACCGUGAGGAGAGAGAGAGAUAAUCGGCAUCUUGCUUUUUCCUUAUUAGACUAUGAUUUGUACUCUUUCCAUAUUUGUAUUUCCUUUCUUUACUCUUUCCAUUAUUCUAUGACGGUGUAAUUCUCUACAUAUAAAGGGUUCCUUAUGUUUAUGAAUAAGACAGAAACAUAGAUUUUAUUCUCUAGUUUCACAAUACGUUAUCAGCACGAUAGAAUCUAAAUCCCUAAGCUAAAACAAACCGCCUAAAACCCUAACCCUGAUCGGCGAACAUCCUUACCGGCGAACCAUCCUAAUCCCGAUCGCGAAACCUUACAUCCUGAUCCUUGUUUGCAAUUUGUUCCCGAUCAGCUUCAGCUUAAGGCGUUCCUGAUCCUAGCUCAGACGAUCUCGGCUUGUUCAACCUCAGCUCGCAAACAAGACGAUCUCAGACAGCUCGCGACCCGAUCAGCACGUUGGACAGUUCGCGUUCCCGAUCUCAGCAAUCAGACAGCUCGCGACAACAUCAGCUCGCGUUCCGAUUAGUUCCAGCUCGCAGUUCAUCUCUUUGGUGGUCCAUUCAACCCUACUUGAGGUUAAGGUAAUUCGAAACCUUAAAGAGAACCUAUAAUCAAAUUUGAUUGUUUGAUAAGAAUCGAAACCAUAAAAACUACAAACCCUAAUAGUAUGAUCUAAUGUUGAAAUCAAAGCCAUAGGGUAAUAGAUCAAAACCCCAAUGAGUAAAUCGAAGCUCAUAAUCAUAAGUUUGAUACCCCAAACCCUAAUCGAGAUUGAUUGUUUGAUCAAUUAAAAUCGAAACCUUAAUGGUUUUGAAUCUCAAAACCCCAAUGAUCUAAGAUCAAAAUCGAAACCCUAAUAUCCAUGAUCCUAGCCGCAUACAUGCUUAUUGCAUGAAUGCAUG
This is a messenger RNA of Brassica napus (rape), 2165 nucleotides long. RefSeq names its product MD-2-related lipid-recognition protein 3-like. The coding region runs from base 457 to 894 and encodes 145 amino acids. The transcript has 4 exons. The record is from RefSeq and is a predicted model, not a curated record. NCBI's taxonomy places the organism in Eukaryota, Viridiplantae, Streptophyta, Magnoliopsida, Brassicales, Brassicaceae.